CCAUUCUCAUGCAAAUCGCUGGAGCUUAUAAAGUGAGCGGCACCGGACUCGCGCCUCAAGCCACACGAGGGCUUCGUCCAGGUCACCACCUUUCACCCCCCCCUUCCCUCGCCACCCCGAUACGUGGAUUCACGCGCUCGGGCAAACAUCACGUGCACCACUACCCCGCCACGACCCCAACGAGACAUCAUCGAGCAGCAGCCGGCAUGGAGGAAGCCGGGAACGACAAGGGCCGCUUCCAAGUGAGCGUACAGCCCGGCGAGGAUGGGGAGAACUACGCGUACACGGACACGCACACCAACACCUACUACUCGCGCACGUUCGGCCACAACACCCUGGACCCGGUGCCCAACUACAACUACUACUGCCGCACGGGCACCAUCCACGGCAAGAAGCUGCCCAGGCCCAGCAUUCACGAGCUGCACGCCACCUACAUCCCGCCGGAGCCGACGGGUCUGUCGGGGGUCUAUGACGACCCCGAGGCCGGGCAGGAGGUGGAGGAAGACGGCCCCAAAGCCCCUGAGCCCAUCCUCUUCGGCUGGUUCCGUGGUGUGGGGUGGAAAAAGGAGCGAGAGGGGGUAGGGAAGGCGGGGGGGCCCGAGCUCACGGAGACCAAUCGCAUGACUGCGCACCUCUUCACAAACUUUAACUUAGAAAACAAUCCCCCUGCCGGCGGAGCGCCUACCGCCAGCAUUGACAGCAUAACGAACGAGUGGCUUGCCAAGGAGUGGAAUAACUCCAAAAGUCCGCUUACCGUGGAGAUGGAACAAGACAUUCAGCGUGUGUGUCGGCGCUAA
Molecule: messenger RNA, 797 nt
Organism: Petromyzon marinus (sea lamprey)
Lineage: Eukaryota; Metazoa; Chordata; Hyperoartia; Petromyzontiformes; Petromyzontidae
Source: RefSeq, a predicted model, not a curated record